AUGAUCUUCCUGGUUCUGUUCGUCUGGACUAUGCCUUGCAUCGCUAACCAUCUUCUCAGUAGCUUUGUAAAAGCAGAAAGCCAGAAAGGCUCCUGGCAACUUGUCUGCAGCAUGCCAGGACCCCAAGGCCCUCCAGGCCCGCCAGGAGCUCCAGGUUCUCCUGGGACUAUGGGAAGGAUGGGCUUCCCAGGGAGAGAUGGACAGGAUGGAAAGGAUGGGGAGAAAGGAGAGGUUGGAGAGGAAGGUCCAGAAGGCAAAGCAGGAGACUCAGGCAAACCAGGGCCAAAAGGAAAAGCCGGAGCCAUUGGCAAGGCUGGUCUCCGUGGUCUGAAGGGUCUGAAAGGAAGCCCCGGGAAAAAUGGAGCACCAGGAAAGAAAGGUCCCAAAGGAGCACGGGGCGACAUUGGGAUGCCAGGGCCCUGCAGCUGUGGGGCCAGCAAAGCCAAGUCAGCGUUCUCCGUUGCAGUGACCAAAAGCUACCCAAGGGAGAGACUGCCCAUCAAGUUUGACAAGAUCCUGAUGAAUGAAGGUGGGCAUUACAAUGCUUCUAGUGGGAAAUUUGUAUGCAGUAUCCCUGGCAUCUACUACUUUACCUAUGAUAUCACUUUGGCCAAUAAACAUUUGGCUAUCGGGCUGGUGCACAAUGGACAGUAUCGGAUAAAAACGUUUGAUGCCAACACUGGUAACCAUGAUGUAGCUUCUGGGUCAACUAUUCUUUCUCUAAAACAGGACGAUGAAGUCUGGCUGCAGAUCUUCUACUCUGAACAGAAUGGACUUUUUUAUGAUCCCUACUGGACAGACAGCCUUUUUACUGGCUUCCUGAUAUAUGCUGACCAGGAUUAUGUCAAUGAACUAUAAAGAGAGACUCCAUUGCCAAUAAACCGUAAUGGGAAACUGAGCAUGAAAAAGUUAUAGUUACAAUGUACAUACAGCUAUGAAAUAGCCCUUUCUGCUGUGGCAGGCCUAAUACCGACUGUGGCCCAAAGUCACUGCUACAAUAUUUAUAGCCAGCUAAAUAGUCUAAGGCUCAGUUCAAAUGUAAUACAAAUCCCAGUUUUAUUAACUAUAGUUUUUGUGA
Gekko japonicus is the source of this 1078-nucleotide messenger RNA. RefSeq names its product C1q and tumor necrosis factor related protein 2 (gene C1QTNF2). The coding region runs from base 1 to 858 and encodes 285 amino acids. The transcript has 2 exons. Gene Ontology annotation, molecular function: protein binding. Lineage: Eukaryota; Metazoa; Chordata; Lepidosauria; Squamata; Gekkonidae. The record is from RefSeq and is a predicted model, not a curated record.